Molecule: messenger RNA, 1317 nt
Organism: Arachis duranensis
Lineage: Eukaryota; Viridiplantae; Streptophyta; Magnoliopsida; Fabales; Fabaceae
Product: universal stress protein PHOS32-like
Exons: 3
Coding region: 351-1070 (239 amino acids)
Source: RefSeq, a predicted model, not a curated record
GAAUAGGGCAAAGUCCAAAGGGUAGGUAAUAAGCCAAAUGAAUAAAAAGAUUAAUCCACCCUUCUGGAUGCAUUGGAUAGUGUCUUCUAUGCUGACAAGUGACGACUAGGACUAACGCAUGAAGAGUGAAGAGGGAAGGCAGGGAAGGAAGAAAGCAACUGAUAAAUUAUUGAAGUCACUCGGAGAAAAAAGAAACAGAACCUUCUCGCCUUAUCAUUUCAAUUCCCUCAAACACUCCAAUAACUUAAAAAAAAAAAGAAAGAGAGGAAAAUCUCUCUGUGUUCUGUCACCGGUGACCAAAACCGUAAUUUCAGGUUUUUUGUGUUUCCCUCUGUAGUAAGACUAGAGUGAUGAAGCCGCAAUCACCGGAUCGUCCGGUUCCCACUCUCUCCCCUCGCUCCCCCUUCGCCGCAUCAGCCUCCGCUUCUCACCGCAAAAUCGCCAUCGCCGUCGAUCUCAGCGACGAGAGCGCCUACGCCGUCCAGUGGGCCGUACAGAACUACCUCCGCCCUGGAGACGCCGUGAUCCUGUUGCAUGUGCGUCCCACGAGCGUGCUCUACGGCGCCGACUGGGGUUCCGUCGACUGCGGCGGCGGAGAGGAAUCCUCGGAAUCGGCGGAAUCAGAGCAGAAGAAGCGGGAGGAGGAUUUCGAUAACUUCACAGCGACGAAGGCGAGUGACCUUGCGGAACCCUUGGUGGAGGCGAAGAUCCCGUUCAAGAUCCACAUUGUGAAGGACCAUGACAUGAAGGAGAGGCUGUGCUUGGAGGUCGAGAGGUUAGGGCUUAGUGCUGUUAUCAUGGGGAGUAGGGGUUUUGGUGCUUCCAAGAGAGCUUCCAAGGGUGGAAGGUUGGGGAGUGUUAGUGAUUACUGUGUUCAUCACUGUGUUUGCCCCGUUGUGGUGGUGCGGUACCCCGACGAGAAGGACGGUGGUAACGGUGGUUUUGGUGGUGCUGGUAGUGCUCAGGGCAAGGUUGUGGAUGAAGGGGAGGUUCUUCACCCUGUGCCUGAGGAGGAGCACGAGGUUGAGGAGUAUCAUGAUGCCCAGGAUGAACACCACAAAGAUACUUGAUAAGAAGAAUAGAGAGCAAUAUCAAUAUCCUACUUACUACAGAAAGGAGUUACAGCGUUAAGGCAUGUGCCUGAAGAAGAAGGACGUGUGAAAUUUGAGAACCAUCUUGGACAAAUUAUACAUUUUAAAGCGGUUGUUUGUUUGAUUAAGCAUUUGUAUGCUUUGUACAAGUUUGUUUGGACACUGCUUCAAUGCUUCAUUGAAAGCUUUGAAUAUGCUAUCUUUCAACUUCAGUGUUUGGAAACCA